AUGUAUGACCUUCCGCCUGCCCUGUACGGUGCUUUGGCUGUCCUUGCAGCUGUAUACUUGUUCCGAUGGCGAAACGACCCGAUUCACAAGAUCCCAACUCUCGGUGGUCCUUCUGCGCCGAUCCUAUCCUACCUGUCCGCAUUCCGUUACAUACUCAACAGCAGGCAAAUUCUCAAGAUAGGUUAUGAGAAGUUUCAAGGCUCCUCCUUCAAGGUAGCUCUUCUAGACCAAUGGAUGGUGAUCGUGAACGGACCCCAAUUGCUGGAUGAGAUCAGGAAGCGGCCAGACGAGGAGCUCUCAUUCUUGGAGAGCACCGAAGAUUUCCUUCAAAUCACUUGGAUCCUUGGACCUGAACCACACGACGAUCCGUACCAUAUAGAUAUCAUCAAGGACAAGUUGACGAGGUCCCUGCCCGCGGUCCUCCCGGACGUAGUCGAUGAGCUCCGGUCAGCCAUGCCGCGGUACAUACCAACUCACGGUAACGAGUGGACCACCAUAGAUGCCAUCCCAACUGUGCAAAAGGUCGUCGCGCGCCUUAGUAAUCGCGUCUUCGUUGGGCUCCCCAUAUGCCGCAACGAAGAGUACCUCAGGCUGGCCGUCACGGUGACGAGGGACAUCGUGAGGGACGGCUUUCUUCUCAAGCUGUUUCCUAAGGCUUUCAAGCCUUUAGUCGCAUCUUGGACGAGCCAUGCCAAGCGGACGAUACGCCGCGCACUUCCGUACUUGAGGCCUGUCAUUACCGAGAGGAAGGCGAAGAUCAAAGAACACGGUCUUGGCGAAGACUGGCCAGGAAAGCCGAACGACCUACUGCAAUGGAUCAUAGAGCAGGCCAUUCCGAGAGGCGUAGAUGACGAGUCCAUCGCCGCACGGGUGCUGCUGGUCAACUUCGCAGCUAUCCACACGUCGUCGAUGAGUGUGACCCAAGCACUUUAUCACCUUGCUGCCGCUCCUGGCUACAUCCAGCCUCUCCGAGAGGAAGUUGAGUCAAUCACCGCGGUAGAGGGAUGGACGAAGGCUGCGAUGGGCAAGAUGUGGAAGCUCGACAGCUUCCUGAAGGAGUCCCAGCGGUACAACGGCAUCGGUCUGACGUCGGUUGGGAGGAAGGCAUUGAAAGAUGUCCUGCUCAGCGACGGCACCCUCAUCCCUGCAGGGACCCUUGUAGUCGCGAACUCCUACCCGAUGCAUCAUGACGAUGAAUACUACCCAAAUGCCGGCGAAUUCGAUCCCUUCCGCUUUGCGCGCAUGCGUGAGCUCGAAGGCGAAGGGACCAAGCAUCAGUUUGUGAACACGUCUACGAGUUAUGUGCCUUUUGGUGUUGGACGACAUGCUUGCCCUGGACGAUUCUUCGCUGCAAACGAGCUGAAGGCGAUGCUCGCGUACAUCGUGGUCAACUAUGAUGUCAAGAUCGAUGGAGACGGCGCACGGCCGCCUGACGUGUACUUUGCGAACUCCGUGAUCCCUAACCAGAAGGGGAAGAUUAUGUUCCGGAAGCGCCAAGUCACAGGUGCGGCGUGA
Molecule: messenger RNA, 1515 nt
Organism: Dichomitus squalens LYAD-421 SS1
Lineage: Eukaryota; Fungi; Basidiomycota; Agaricomycetes; Polyporales; Polyporaceae
Product: cytochrome P450
Exons: 11
Coding region: 1-1515 (504 amino acids)
Molecular function (GO): oxidoreductase activity, acting on paired donors, with incorporation or reduction of molecular oxygen; monooxygenase activity; iron ion binding
Source: RefSeq, a predicted model, not a curated record